This is a messenger RNA of Sorghum bicolor (sorghum), 1402 nucleotides long. RefSeq names its product cinnamoyl-CoA reductase 1. Gene Ontology annotation, molecular function: oxidoreductase activity, acting on the CH-OH group of donors, NAD or NADP as acceptor. The transcript has 6 exons. NCBI's taxonomy places the organism in Eukaryota, Viridiplantae, Streptophyta, Magnoliopsida, Poales, Poaceae. Bases 136 to 1140 code for a protein of 334 amino acids. The record is from RefSeq and is a predicted model, not a curated record.
CAUCCGCAUCUCUGUUUCCCCCUCCCUCACAGCGCGGCGGCUGCCUCACAACUCAAAACUGCAGGGACCACCACUCCAGCGAAAGCAGGGUCAGGCUCAGGCGCAACGCAACAAAAACAACACAAGGCGACGGCGAUGAGCUCUGCGGCGGCGAUGACGGGGGCGGGGAAGGUGGUGUGCGUCACCGGCGCAUCAGGGUACAUCGCGUCCUGGAUCGUCAGGCUGCUCCUCGACCGCGGCUACACCGUCCGCGCCACCGUGCGGGACACCGCUGACCCAAAGAAAACAUUGCACCUGACUGCUCUGGAUGGAGCCAAGGAUAGGCUGCACUUAUUUAAAGCUAGCCUGCUAGAAGAGGGCUCUUUUGACGCUGCAGUUCAUGGAUGUGACACCGUAUUCCAUACUGCCUCUCCCUUUUAUCACAAUGUCAAGGAUCCUAAGGCUGAGUUACUUGACCCAGCAGUUAAGGGAACACUCAAUGUUCUUGGUUCAUGCAAGAAAGCUUCUAUUACAAAAGUGGUUAUAACAUCCUCUAUGGCUGCUGUUUCCUACAACGAGAAGCCAAGGACUCCUGAGGUCACAGUUGACGAGACAUGGUUUACUGAUCCACAAAUUUGUGAAAAGACUCAGCAAUGGUAUGUUUUGUCCAAGACACUCGCAGAGCAGGCUGCUUGGAAGUUUUCAAGGGAUAAUGGAUUUGAAAUUGUUACUAUAAACCCAGCAAUGGUUAUUGGUCCCCUGCUCCAGCCUACACUAAAUACCAGUGCUGAAGCAAUCCUGAAGUUAAUCAAUGGAUCAUCUACAUAUCCCAAUUCAAGCUUUGGAUGGGUUAAUGUCAAAGAUGUUGCCCUGGCCCAUAUCCUUGCAUAUGAGAUUCCCUCGGCAAAUGGAAGGUAUUGCAUGGUGGAAAGAGUUGUUCACUACUCAGAACUAGUCAAAAUCAUCCGCAAGAUGUAUCCUACCAUUCGUCUUCCAGACAAGUGUGCAGAUGACAAGCCAUUUGUCCCAACCUACCAAGUAUCAAAGGAGAAGAUAAGAAGCAUAGGCAUUGAGUUAAUUCCAGUGGAGACGAGCGUCAAGGAGACUAUCGAAAGCUUGAAAGAGAAGGGAUUUGUUAGUUUUGACUCGAGCAACCUGUGAAACAGAAGUAUUACUAUUAGUACCUGAUACUGCAUUAGAGACAUGCAUCAGACUUCGCCAUUCACAAGUUGCUAGUAGCUUUGAUCUGUAAGGUUACCUAAAAUAAACUGUGGCACGUCGCCACGUUGUAGCUUUUUUUUCGGAUAUGUUAUGUUUUGGUCGGCUUGGGAAAACGUGAUAUAUAUGGCUAGUCUCGAUAGGGAUUUUAUGUCCCAGCUUUCAACGCAUCUAUAUUUUAGAAAUAGUCAUCUCUCUUUAUAAA